UCUACAACCAGCUGUAAAGUUGUGUGAAAGUAAUGUAGCAGGAAAUAGACUGCGAUCACGUCGCGAGUGUUUUAUUUUCAGCAAUGAUUUACAUCUAUAACAACGUAAUUUAGCAAAACAUGAAGUUUAGAUAUCGCUGAAGCUGGAUAAGUUACAAAACUGGGCUUUGGACCUCUUUAUCAAUGGCUUGUUAUCUUCCGUUUCGCUCAAACAAGGAAUGUUUGACUGAAUCAGCGAAGGGUCCACACGUAUUUAGUUUUUUUUAAAACGCACGCCUGCUAGAUGCAUUUGUAAAGAGCAACGGGUUUUAAACACUCCAUUUUACUGAUGGAGCCCUUUAAAAGAGAUGGUGACUAUAAUAACGAGGGCUGGAUGUCAUCUUUGCCAGAGAAACUGUGGGAUAUCCCUUUAACAAAUCUCGCAAUUCCAGGUAGCCAUGACGCAAUGAGCUACUGUCUUGAUAUCAGUUCACCACUGCUCAGAUCUGAGUCAGAUGCCUUCAGGCUACUGGAUGGACUUUUCUACUGUUUCACCCGGCCAGCUAUUUACAGAUGGGCCACUACUCAGGUGCAAAACAUUGUGGAGCAACUUACAGCUGGCAUUCGAUACUUUGAUCUUCGAAUUGCCCACAAACAGCAUGAUUCUUCCAAAGAUCUUUUCUUCACUCAUGUCAUUUACACACGUGUGACUGUUGUCGAAACUCUACAGAGAGUUGCUUCAUGGCUUGAGUCUCAUCCCAAAGAAAUUAUCAUUCUGGCUUGUAGUCAUUUUGAAGGGCUAGAUCAUAAACUCCACGAGGAAUUUAUGUAUUCUCUGAAGAAAAUAUUUGGCUCUAAGCUGUGUCCUCGCAAUGAGACAGUUUUGACCUUGCGCAGCCUGUGGACAUCUCGCUAUCAAGUGGUUCUUUCAUAUGAGGAUCAGUCUGCAGUGCGCCAUAAGGAGUUGUGGCCUGCCAUCCCGUACCUUUGGGCCAACAAACCAAAUGCAGAAGAGCUGCUUCAGUACCUUGAGUGGCAGAAACAGCUUGGCCGACCUGAUGGGUUCUUUGUAGCAGGGCUGAAUUUGACAACAGACAGAUGCUUCAUUGCUUCGCACCCACGAAAGUCUCUCCAGACCCUGACUACGGAGAACUGGGACUGCAUUUGGAGAUGGCUAGAGGAUCAGAAACCAGGAUCUGAAUCCACAAGUCUAAACAUCAUAGCUGGAGACUUUAUUGGACCUAUCCCAUUUUGCUCGCUUGUUAUUGCUCUCAACAAGAAACUCCUUUAA
Messenger RNA from Xyrauchen texanus (razorback sucker), 1269 nucleotides. It is a transcript of the gene plcxd1.2, whose product is annotated as PI-PLC X domain-containing protein 1. Lineage: Eukaryota; Metazoa; Chordata; Actinopteri; Cypriniformes; Catostomidae. The record is from RefSeq and is a predicted model, not a curated record. Gene Ontology annotation, biological process: lipid metabolic process. The coding region runs from base 328 to 1269 and encodes 313 amino acids. Gene Ontology annotation, molecular function: phosphoric diester hydrolase activity. The transcript has 6 exons.